Molecule: messenger RNA, 1575 nt
Organism: Trichoderma aggressivum f. europaeum
Lineage: Eukaryota; Fungi; Ascomycota; Sordariomycetes; Hypocreales; Hypocreaceae
Exons: 2
Coding region: 1-1575 (524 amino acids)
Source: RefSeq, a predicted model, not a curated record
AUGCCGGCAUCGAAACCUCCAAAACGAACACCAGAUUGGAAAGAAAUUGCCUAUGAAGCUCAAGCCCUUCGUGACCAAACCUUGGCUGAUGUUGGAACAACUGUUCGACUGCCACUGCAGCUUCCAACAAACGUCAUCAAUAUUCCGGAAAAGGCUUUGUCGGAGGCAAACAUUCGGAUAACAUCUCUGUCUCCACAACAGCUUAUAGAUCUAAUAUCCAAUGGGCAGCUAUCAGCUCAGGAAGUUGUUCAAGCCUUCCUGGAAAGAGCUGUAGCUGCCCAGAAGCUCACGAACUGUCUAACCGAACUUCUUCCUCAACGAGCUAUUUCUCGAGCUGUAGAGCUUGAUAACCACUUUUCUCAAGGCUCCGUCCCCGUUGGGCCUCUUCACGGUCUACCCAUCAGCGUCAAAUCCCAUAUUGGUAUUGCCCAUAGACCACUUGCCUCUGGUUAUUGUGCCUUAUUCCACUCACACACCCGCCCUGUCUCUGAUGCAUUAGUGGUGCAAAUUCUCACGCGAGCCGGUGCCAUUGUCCAUGCUCGGACAACAGAGCCUCAGAGCAUGAUGCAGCUUGAAUGUGCUUCAAACAUAUUCGGAGUCACCACAAAUCCGUAUUCUCACAUUGCUCUGUCUUCAGGUGGAUCGUCUGGUGGCGAAGGGGCGCUGAUAGCAUUGCGCGGCUCCGUCCUGGGUAUAGGAAGUGACGUGGGUGGGUCAAUUCGUGUCCCGGCUGCUGCAUGUGGGAUUUACGGGUUAAAACCAACGUCUUUUCGAGUGCCAACGACUGGCUGGAGCAGUACUCCACCGGGAGCAGACCCAAUAGUAACGGUGUUGGGGCCGAUGGGCGUCAACUUGGAAGUAUUGGAGCUGUUUAUGAGGGUAGUUGUCGCCGCAGAAUCGUGGAAAGUCGAGCCAGCACUCAUACCCUUGCCAUGGAGCGCGGUAUCGAUAAAUCCAAUCGCAGAGAAGCCAUUGCGCUUGGGGAUAAUAUGGCAAGAUGAGAUCGUCCAGCCACAUCCACCGGUGCAGAGGGUGCUGAGAGAGUUCGCAGAUAAAGUGAGUGGAUUGUCGCAUGUGGAAGUGGUUAAUUUUCCGGUAUAUAAGCAUGACGAGGCGUGGGCAAUUGUUUCAAGCUUAUAUUUCACUGAUGGUGGCGACGCUGAUAUCGCAGUCAUGGCCCAGUCGGGAGAGCCAUGGCUGCCCUUAACUGAUUGGAUCAUGAAAAAGAAUCCAGGAGUGAAGAAAUUAAGCCGCAGUGAGCUUGAAUACUGGCUGGAAGAGCGAGAGGAAUUCCGACUGGAGUAUUUACAGCACUGGAAUAAGACGGGACGCUGGGAUGAAGCUUCAGGAUCUUGGGAGAAUACUGUGGAUGCCAUUAUAUGUCCCGUUGCACCUGGGGUGGCCACUGAACACAAUACUGCCAAGUACUGGACAUACACUGCAGUGUGGAAUCUACUAGACUAUCCUGCGCUGACUUUCCCUGCUGGAAGAGUUGAUAAGAAUAUUGACGUUAGAGACAAGCGGAAACGAUUUCUAAGUGGCUUAGACAAAGAGAAUUGGCAAUUAUGUGAGUGA